This is a messenger RNA of Peniophora sp. CBMAI 1063, 975 nucleotides long. NCBI's taxonomy places the organism in Eukaryota, Fungi, Basidiomycota, Agaricomycetes, Russulales, Peniophoraceae. The record is from the annotation of a GenBank genome assembly.
AUGCUACGCCACGCCGCUGUCCGGGACUACGACCCUCAUGAUGGCGAGAACGCGAUGUGGCUCACCCCGGGAGUGCACAAACUUGAGCUGGUCCCUGGGACGGCUCGUCUUGAUGUGACGCUUCACGAAUAUGACCUCAUCGAGGAGGACAUGCUGUCGCGCAACUCCAACGGCGAGGAAGGAGUCAUAAUAUAUCGUGCCGUCCUCAACGCUGUCUCGCAUACCGUGGACGAUGUCAAAGUUGUCGUCAAAGUUGCUAUAACCCCGUCCGGCUAUAACAAGCUUCUGAAGGAGGGCCGGCUUUACGCUACCGAUAGCCUGGCACCGCUUCAAGGCGAUAUCGUCCCCCUGAGCUACGGCGUCCAUCGGGUGACCAAUGGCAUUGGAGACGAAGCCUUGGGCUGCUUAGUGCUCCAAGACUGCGGCGAGCCCUUAGAGAGUCUGAAUCAGACAGAGCAUCACUUCGAGGACCUGGCCGUCCAAGCACUCGUGCGGCUGCAUGAUGCCGGUAUUCGCCACAACGCCUUGUUCGCCAAUCAUAUACUCGAUAAUGGCGGCAAGCCGUUUUUUGUGGACUUCGCCGAUGCAGAAGAGUCGACGUGCAAGCGCAUCUUCAAGGAUAUACCAGAAAGAGGCGCCGUCGCGCCCGACAAGUCGACUUUCGGCUGCGCCGAGAUAUAUGCUUUCUGUCAAAGGCUGAAGUUCUGGAAGGAGGUUGUAGACACCUUCGACGCCAAGGGUGGGCCCGUGAGCACGACCUGGGUUGAUGAUCCAGCAGGACUUGCGCAUCUUCUUCUGGAACGCUAUAGUACCAUGACGCCCGCGAUGGCUCUAGAGGAGGCGUAUCGAUCCAUCAUUAAGUAUUGCGCCGUUGCGAUGCCAGACAGAGCGGAAGAGUACCGAGAGCUGGUACAAGGGGAGGAGUUCAAGGACGCAUGCAGACAGUAUGCAGAGGCUCGUGGCAUGGUCGAAUAA